This is a messenger RNA of Kwoniella shivajii, 348 nucleotides long. RefSeq names its product 50S ribosomal protein L36. The transcript is spliced from 3 exons. Gene Ontology annotation, biological process: translation. Gene Ontology annotation, cellular component: ribosome; mitochondrial large ribosomal subunit. NCBI's taxonomy places the organism in Eukaryota, Fungi, Basidiomycota, Tremellomycetes, Tremellales, Cryptococcaceae. Gene Ontology annotation, molecular function: structural constituent of ribosome. The record is from RefSeq and is a predicted model, not a curated record. Bases 1 to 348 code for a protein of 115 amino acids.
AUGAUCCAAACGAUUUUACGACGUUUACCGACCUCAUUCACCAAUUCAUUGGCAGGACCAUCCCGACAAUCCAUUCGACGAUGUUCGUCCUGUCCUCCCGCUAAACCAGCAUUCACACCUUUAUCCAGACCAACGUUACUCUCUCAAAUACCCUCAUUAUCAUCGCUCAACUCAAAUCCAAGGCCAAAUAUCUUGUCGCGAGCACAACCGUUGAUCAUGCAAGUUAGAGGUAUGAAAGUGAGAAGUAGUGUUAAGAGGUUCUGUGAUGGCUGUUCUGUCGUAAGAAGGAAGGGAAGAAUAUACGUUAUUUGCUCAAAGAAUCCAAAGCACAAGCAACGACAAGGAUAA